This is a messenger RNA of Schizophyllum commune H4-8, 702 nucleotides long. RefSeq lists its product as uncharacterized. The coding region runs from base 1 to 702 and encodes 233 amino acids. The record is from RefSeq and is a predicted model, not a curated record. The transcript has 4 exons. NCBI's taxonomy places the organism in Eukaryota, Fungi, Basidiomycota, Agaricomycetes, Agaricales, Schizophyllaceae.
AUGGAACAUUACGACGAUAAGAUCAACGUACUGGGCAACGCUAGUUACGUGGUAGCAAACUUCUUGGCCGAUGCACUCCUGCUCUAUCGCUGCUAUGUCGUCUGGGCCAAAAGAUGGUGGAUUGUCAUCAUCCCCGCCUGCGUCUACAUUGCAUCCACAACGAUGUCAAUCUUGCUAUUGUAUCAGACCAGUCAGCCGACGGAGAGUCUGUGGCUUCAGGUUAACGUCGGACUCGCCUACUUUUCCCUCUCGCUAGCAGUGAACCUCCUCUUGACGCUCCUCAUCGUCGGCCGCCUGCUCGCCAUGAGCAAUCGCGUGAAGAACAUGCUCGGCGCGCAACACGCGCACACCUACACCAGUAUCGCCGCCCUCGUCGUUGAGAGCGCCACGCCCUACGCCCUCACAAACCUCGUCUUCAUCAUCACCUACGGCAUCGGCAGCCCCGGCUCCAACGUCAUCCUCCCCAUCCUCUCGCAGAUCAUGUGCACGAGCUCGGUGCUCAUUAUCCUGCGCGUCGCCAGUGGCCGCGCGUGGAGCGCGCAGACGACGGACCUGGCGUACAACGAGAGGGGAAAUCUGAUGAGCAACCUUUCGUCGAGCAAGGGUAGGUCGGGCACGAUGGUGGUGUCGAGCAUCCAUUACAAGAGCUCGGACUCGCACGAAAGGGGUGUGAGCUCAGAGAUCGACAUCGGAGAGGCGUAG